This is a messenger RNA of Cheilinus undulatus (humphead wrasse), 7371 nucleotides long. Its product is annotated as trichohyalin. The coding region runs from base 164 to 6943 and encodes 2259 amino acids. The record is from RefSeq and is a predicted model, not a curated record. The transcript has 30 exons. Lineage: Eukaryota; Metazoa; Chordata; Actinopteri; Labriformes; Labridae.
UGAAAGUGCUAACAGCAGCAGGAGGUUGGAGCAGAGAGGAGAGCAGAGAGGGAUUUAAAGGGUUUUAGAAAGAGAGAGUUUGAUUUCUUUGACCAGUUUAGGAGUCAGACUCUUCAGUAAAGCUGAGUCUCUCCACAUCCUGAGUCGUGGUCGACCUGUCAGCAUGGACUCGGCGCUGCUGAUUGGGUGGCAGCAGGAGAAGGAGGAGCUUAAACAGGAACUGUGUCGUCUGCACACGGAGCUGGCCGAGAGUCGAGCGGAGAGGGAGGAGCUAGAGUCGAGGAGCAGAGCGCUCAACGACCGGCUGCUCCAGACUGUGUCUCCCUCGCUCGCCCUCUCUCUGCAGCUGGAGGGGGAGCAGAGGGAGUGGAAGAAGAGGGCGAGGGAGGGGAGAGAGAGAGAGGCGAGGCAGGCUCUGCUCAUCCACCGCCUGCAGAACAAGGUGUUGGAGUACAGAGAGCAGUGUCAGCGCCUGGGGCUUCAGCUACAGGAAGGAAACACACAGCUGAUUGACACUGAGCGGAGGAUCAGAGAUGAACACAGUGAUUCUCUGGAGAGCGCCCUCAUCAGGCUGGAGGAGGAGCAGCAGAGGUCGACCGCUCUGGCUGAGACCAACGCUCUCCUCCAGCAUGAGCUCAGCCAAUCAGAGCAGGCCAACCAGGCCCUGCAGGAGGACCUCCAGAAGCUGACGUUGGAUUGGACGAGAGCAGUGGAGGAGACGGAGCAAAGAGAGAAUGACUGGCAGAGAGAGAGAGAGUGUCUGUCCGGUCACGUGGGUCAGCAGCAGGCUCAGCUGUUGACGGUUUGGAGGUCUGUGGUCGCUCUGAGACGCCACUGUAACACGGUCAAAACUUCUGCUGACAGGGAUCUGUGGCAGCUGAGGGCCGAGUUUUCUCGUCUCUCCUCCACGCUCCUCUCCGGCUGUGACUCUGUCUCCUCCUCUAUGAGGCUCAACACUCCUACUGUCAUACUCCCCUCCUCCUCUGAGCCUCCCCCCGCCUCCCCUUGUCCUCCAUCCUCUCCUCUCUCCUCCACGCAGGGAUCGUUCUCUUUAGCAGAGCUGGAGCACAGGGAGGAGGAGGAGGAGAGGAGGAGGUGGGAGGAGAAGGAGGAGGAGAGAAGGAGAUGGGAGGAGAACGAGGGGGAGAGGAGGAGGUGGGAGCAAAAGGAGGAGGAGCUUUCAGAGCUGAAGCGUCUUCAUGAGGCUAAGGUUUCCCAGCUAAAUGAGCGGAUCACAGAGCUAACUCGCUCACUACAGGUGGAGGGCGAUCAACGGGAGGAGAGAGAGAAUGAGGCAGAGAGACACCGGGAGGCGGAGAGGAAGCUCCAGUCUGUGGCUCAGUCUGUGAUUAACCUGUCCAGAGCCCUGGGCAGCAGCAGCAGAGUGGGCGUGUCCUCAGACGACCUCCUCAGUCUCGACCUGUCCUCCCUGCUGUCCGUCCUGUCCCACAGCGAGAGCACCCUCCAGUGGAGACAGCAGGAGCUGCAGGGGGCGGAGCUCUCUGUGCGGCGGCUCGGCGAGGAGAACUCUGCUCUGGUUCUACGACUGGCACAGAUGGAAGACAACCUCCUCCAGCUGAAAUCACACACAGAAUACACACAGCUGGAACUCACACACGCCCUGGACUCGCUGAGCAGGGAGCGCGAGGCGUCCUCGUUGCUUCACCUGCAGGUGGAGGAGGUGCAGAGGAGAGAGGAGGAUGUGAAGAGACAGAACGAGAGGCUGAGGAAGGAGAGAGAGCGACAGGAGGAGAGAAUCACGGAGCUGGAGACACAGACACUGAAACGGGUUGAGACGGAGCUGAUGGAAAACGUUCAGAUAUCUGAGAGAGAAACUCUUCACCGAACAGAGAUCCACAAACUGAGGGGGGCGUUAGAGAGGGAGCGGUUAGACAGACAGAGGAUAGAAGAAGAAGCAGCUGAUGCCAAAGACGCCCUGCAGCAGUCCAGAGAGAGCGUGCUGCGUCUCUCGUCCUCUGAGUGUGUGUUGAAGAGAGAAGUGGAGGAGGCCCGGGAUGCUCUGGACAAGAUGGCCGCCAUGAGCUCAGCUCUGGCUUCAGAUAAGAGAGAUCUGAACAAACAGCUGCUGCAGCUGGAGGGUGAGCUGUCAAACAGCCAAUCAGAGCUGCAGACAGUGAGGUCAGAGGUCAGCGCUCUGCAGAGGGAGGUUCAAAUGUUAAACGUGGACUGCAGCCAGCUCAGAGCUCAGCGAGACCAGGAGGCCGUCGUCAUCCUUCAGCUGAGAGAGAGGCAGACGGAGAUGGACAGACAGAUGGAGGAGAAGGAGAGACAGCUGGACUCCCUGGUGGAGGAGAAGGAGAGGGAUGGAGCUCAGCUGGGGGAGCUGUCCUCCCAGCAUGCCGUGCUGCACGGGGAGCUAAAGGAGGCACAGGAGCAGCUGCGGCAGGCGGUGGAGGAGGGGAGGAGGAAGGGCAGGCAGCAUGAGGAGCAGCAAAGGGAGAACAGGAGGCUACAGGAGGAGCAGGAGAGUCUGCAGAGACUCAGGGAGCAGCUGGAGGAGGAGCUGCAGGAGUUAAGGUGUGUAUCGGUGUCUCUCCACCAGCAGCUCUCUCAGCAGCAGAAGCAGCUCUCUCAGACAGAGGUCGACAGAUGUCAGUUAAACACGCACGUCUCUGCUCUGCAGCAGGCCAAACAAACCCUGCAGGGAGAGAUCGAGUGCCUGAGAGGAGAACUGCAGAGGACGACAGCCAGGAGAGAGGAGCAGUGGAAAAGGAGCACGGAGGAGAAGGAGGCACUGAUGGAGGAGAUGGACAGGCUGAAGGAGGAGUUGGAGGAGCUGAAGAAGAGGAGGAUGGAGGAGGAAGAGGAGAAGACGGAGGAGAGGGAGGCUUGGCAGAUCGAGAGGGAGACACUGAGCCAGGAGCUGGGGACCAAGGACGGGGAGCUGGAAGCGCUGAGGCGGCGCACGAACGCUCUGACAGAGGAGGAGAAGGAGAGACGGAGAGAAACGGACAGACUGAGGAGGGAGCUGACGGAGAAGGAGGCGAAGAGCACCUCCAUGAUGGAGCAAAUACUCCGCAUGGAAGGAGAGAGAGAGACAGCAGAGGAGGAGGUCCAGAGGAUGAAGAGGAGGUUCACGGAGGACGAGAUGAAGAGGGAGGAGGAGAUCAGCGCCCUCUGCGACCGCAUGGAGGGGCUGGAGAGGGAGAAGGAGAAGAGGGAGGAGGAGAUGGAGAGAUUGAGGAGUAAGGCAGAAGAGGAGGUGGAGAGGUGGAGGAGGACAUGGAGGAGGAUGGUGAAGGAGCAGGAGGAGGAGACAAAGAGACUCAGACUAGAGAUCAUCAGACUAGAAGAGGAGAAGAGAGAGAAGGAGAAACUCCAGAGGAGAAGGGAGGAGGAGGUGGAGCGUCUGCAGUAUGAAGUCUGGACUAAAGAGGAGCAGGUGGAGGAGCUGAAGGAGCAGCUGAAGGAGAUGGAGACGCUGCGGCUGAGGCUGAGCGUGGCCAAACAGGAGUCUGAGGAGUUGAAGGAGGAGGUGGAGCGGAAGGAGCGAAGCCUGGAGCGACAGAUGAGCGCCGUGAGGGAGAGGGAGGAGGAGGUGGAGGAGCUGAGGGCCCAGCUGAGGCUGGCAGAGGAACGGGAGGAGGAGGGAGAGAGGGAGUGUCAGGAGGCACGAGAGAAGCUGAGUCUGAAGGAGGCAAGGGAGGAGCAGCUAGAGGUGCUGCUGAGAGAAACCCGGGCGCUCCUGGAGGUGGAGAGGAAGGAGGGAGGAGAACGGGAUGGCAGGAUCUCCUCUCAGGUCAGGGAGCUGCUGGAGGUCCAGGCCGAGUGUGAAGGAGCAAGAAGUAGAGCCAGAGAGAGGGAGGAGGCGUGUGAGAGGCUAGAGGAGGAGGUGAAGGAGUGGAGAGAGAAGGCACAGCAAUGCACAAGAGACUCUGCCAAGCUCAACCACCUCCUAAAGGAGCAAGAGGAGGAGGUACAGCAGCUGAGAACACUGCUGGAGGAGAAGGAGGAGGAGGCGGAGAGGGAGAGAGAGGAGCUGAAGAGGAUAGAGUUGGAGAGGAGGAGGAGGCUGGACAGCAACCUGAGUGAGAUAGAGGAGGAAAAAAGGAGGGCGGAGGAGAGGGUGAAGGAGGUUGUAGAGGAGCUGGACCAAGAGAUGGAGGUGCUGAGGAGAGCCAAGGAGGAGAAGAGAAGAUUAAAGGACAGACUGCAGGAUACAGAGAGGGAGUUAGAGGAGCAAGGAGAGGAGCUGAGGAGGAGAAAAGAGGAGCUGUCAGUACUCAAGCAGGAGGUGGAGAAGGAACGAGAGGAGUUAAAGGAGACACUGAGGAGAACAGAGAAGGAGACAGCAGCACUCAGAGAGGAGGUGAAAAGAGAACAAUGGGAGAAGAAGGAGGCACAGAAGGAGAUCAAAACCCUUAAGGAGCAAUUGAGGAAGGAACAGGAGGAGCUCAGAAGAAGCAAGGAGCAGGGGGCCCAGAGAGAGGAGGAACAGGAGCAGCUGAGGAGGAGCCAGAUGGAGGUGUCCUUGUUAAGAGAGGAGGUUCAAAAGAGACACAGGGAGAAAAAGGAGGCUGAGGAGGAGCUCACGUGGAGGAGAAAUGAAGUGAUUACCCUCAAAGAGGAGGUGCAGAAGGAGCAGGGCCAAAGGAAGGAAGUAAAGAAUGAGCUAAGGAGGAGUGAAAAGGAGGUGACUGAGCUCAGAGAGGAGGUACAAAAGGGGCAAAAGGAGAAGACAGAAAUGACAGAGGAGCUGCUGAAGAGGAGAGACGACAUGACAGCUCUCAGAGAGAAGGUCCAGAAAGAGCAGGGUCAAAGGGAGGAGGUGCAGAAGGAGCUGAGGAGGAGUGAAAGGGAGGUGACUGUACUCAGAGAGGAGGUAGAAAAGGGGCAAAAGGAGAAGAAGGAGAUCGAGGAGGAGCUCAUAUGGAGGAGAAAUGAAGUGAUUACACUCAGAGAGGAGAUGCAGGAGGAGCAGAGACUGAGGGAGGAGACACAUGAGGAGCUAAGGAGGACUAAAACAGAGCUGAUGUUUGUCACAGAGGAGGCUCAAAAAGGAGACACACAGAAGGAGGUGAUACAUGACCUGUUAAUAAGGACCGAAAAGGAGGCGACAGCUCUCAAAGAGGAGAUACAUAAGGAGCAGAAACUGAGGGAGGAGACACAGGAGGAGCUAAGGAGGAUUAAAAAAGAGUUCACAGUUGUUACCGAGGAGGUGCAGAAGGAGCAAACGCUGAGGAAGGAGGAACAUGACAAGUUAACAUGGACCGAAAAGGAGGCGACAGCUCUCAGAGAGGAGGGGCAAAAGGAGCGCAGGCUGAAAGGGGAGGUCCAGGAGGAGCUAAGGAGGACAAAAGCCGGGCUGACACUCCUAAAAGAAGAGGUACAGAGAGGAGAAAAGGAGAAGGAGCAGGUUCAGGAGAAACUAACAAAGGCAGAAAAGGAGGCGGCUGCUCUCAGGGAAAAAGUGCAGAAGGAACAGAGGAGGAGAGAGGAGGUGCAGGAGAAGCUGAAGGAGGUGCAGAAGAGCAUGGAGGUGAUGAACUCCAACCUGAGCUCCCUACAGAACCAGGUGUCUGAUCAGAGCCAGAGCAGGGAGAGAGCCAGGCAGGAGGUGAAGGAGAUGGAAGAGGAGAAGCAGCAGAUGAGGGAAGGUCUGAAGGCUGCACUGGAGGAGAUGACCAACCUGAAACUCCUCCUACAGGAGAGCCAUACAGAGGGGGAGCGUCUGAGGAGGGCCCUGCAGGAGAAGAAGGAGGAGAUGGAAAGGUUCAAAGAGGAGAACCUGCAGACUGUCAGAGAGGAGGUGCUACGAGAGCGGGAGGAGAUGGAGAAAGAGAGAGCAGAGAUAGAGGAGCUGAGAGCCAGAGCCAAGGCCCUGGAGAAAAGGAGAAGGGAGGUGAUGGAGGAGCUGGAGGAGGUUAGGCAGGAGAAGGAGAAGGUGGAAGAAGGGAGGAGGGGCAGAGUGGAGGAGAUGGAGGAAAAAGUGAAAACACUUUUUAAGGAGAUCCAGACACUGAAGGAGGUGGGGGAGGAGAAGGAGAAGGAGUGGAGAGCCCAAUUAGAGGAGGCCAGGAGGGAGGUGGAGGAGAGUCGGGAUGAGCUGAGCCGGGUCAGAGCCACGGCAGCCAUGUUGAAGGAGGAGAAGGAGCAGAUCUCCUCACUGUUGGCACAGAGAGAGGAGGAGACGGACGGACAGAGGAGGAGGAGAGACCAGGAGACGGGGGACGAGGAGAUCAAAGAAGGAGGAGAGGAGAAGGAGGAGCAGCUCUCUGUUCUGCUGCAGGAGCGAGAGGAGAUCAGGAGUCUGCUGAAGCAGAGAGAGACAGAAGUGUACGCUCUGACUCAGCGGACAGACGAGCUGGAGAAAGACAGAGACCGUGUCCGAUUGGCUCUGGAGCUCACUGAGGCAGCUAUGAUUGGCUACAGGGAGAGAGCCCACCAACAGGAGCAGAGCCCAGGGGCGGGGCCAAAUACAGACCAGGCUGACGGGGAGCGUCUGGUGGUCCUCCAGCGUCUGGUGGCUGAACUGGAACUGGACGUGAAACGACUGAAGAGUAAAAACACACACCUGGAAAACCAGAAAGAAAAACUGAAGAGAGACAGAAACACUCUGAGAGACACGCUCAGACAGGUGGAGGGGGAGCGUCUGAUGUUCAGGCAGAAGCUGACGGACAGCCGCAGGUCACAGUUUGCAGACACCACAGAAGAAGACCGCUUGAGGAACCGAGUGAUGGAGCUGGAGGAGCAGGUGCGUCGGUUACGUCUCUCAUUGGCUGUGGACCAGCAGCAGAGGGCGGAGUUCAUCCAGCAGUCCUCCAGAAACAGCCAAUGGCUGCUCUCUCUGAGACACGACCUCACCGACUCGCUGGACGCCGUCGCACGUCGUCCAGUCCCAUCAGUCUUGCAGUCUGAGACGCAGCGAUUGGACCGCAGCCUCAGGGAGGAGGAGCUUAGGAUGUCCCUCAGCCAAUCAUAAUGCCUGAAAUGUCCAAACUUUAAAUAAAGCUGCUGACCAAAAAUGAGCAUGUGACUUGAGCAGGCUCAGAGACAGUCUGCUGUCAGCGUGGAACAGACUGUGUUCAGGAACCAGAGACAGUUGGAACAAAGAUGAAUGAGUUAUUUAUUAAAGACUGUAGUGUUCCAGACCUCCUGCCUUAUUUCUCUUGCUGGUCCUCAUGGAGCCUUCUUCAUCUGUGUCAGACUGUUCAAAUGGACUUCAUGGCUCUCCAGAAUCACCAAAGUCUGACCCCCUUACUCAUCACUCCUCACAUCUGGACCGUCCAACCACUCUCAGCCCUCACCACACUACAUUACCCAUGAUCCUCCAGGCUGGGCUGUGAGUCUUCCUCAGGUAAAGGUCAAAGGUUGCCAGUUUGAUUGUAAAGUUCAAUAAAAACCAAAGUU